GCACAGAAGAGACUCGCCCCUUUCUGCAGCAACUUUGUUUUUGUCCGAACUUUUAUCAGCUUGAUUUUAAUCGGCUAAUGAGCAGAGCUAGCGUUUAAACGACCGGAGCGAUGGACGCCAGAGCGUACAAACUCUUGCACGAGUCUUUCAUGCAGAACAACACGGGGACAACACCGUGGGAGACUGUUCUCUUCAUUCUGCCGACGGCCGUCCUCACCAUCUUAUCCAAUUGCCUCAAUAUAAUUUUAAUUAACGUUACUCGUAACUCGUUCCUAAUAGAAUUUUUUGUCAUGGUCAUGCCGCAAGUUUUGCAUUCGACCAUUAUUUCGGAAAGCAUUUCCGUUAGCCUUGUCAUCUACGCCCUCAUCACCUCAUUUUCAAUUUUUGUCCUAUACAAUUACAGCCCCAAGAGGCAUUUAGUCACUUUCGAUUAUUUGAACAAACACCUCGACAUAUCUCUUGUGAUCACCAACUUCAGAGGCUCGAUCAAUUUGAUAACCGCGAUCUGCAUUCUGGCUGUCGACUUCCGUGCAUUUCCUCGAAGGUUUGCCAAAACAGAAACCUUCGGAUGGGGCCUGAUGGACACAGGAGUCGGUCUCUACGUCCUGGCCAAUGGACUCGUCGAACCGGCUGCCAGAAACAAGCCGGUGUCGCUAAGCAAAACAGCGAAAGGCUGCUUUCCCAUGCUUUUCUUGGGAUUUUUGCGCUGGUUUUCCAUUUGGUGGUUUCAGUACCAGCAGCACGUUUCAGAGUACGGAGUGCACUGGAACUUUUUUGUCACUUUGGCGUUCACCAGGCUACUCGGCACUGUCCUGCUUAAAAUUUGGAAUAGGCCAAUAUGUUGGACUUUAUUCUGUGCAAUUGCGCACGAAGUGUUGCUGCAGAAGGGAGUGGCCGAUUUUGUGCUGUCCAACUCUCCAAGAGACAACAUCUUCACUUCAAAUAGAGAGGGUUUCUGUUCCCUUCUCGGCAACGUGGCUUUGCACCAGGCAGCUGUGGCGCUGGGCCAGUGGCUGCACACGAAACCAGCGCACAAAAGCGUCAACUGCCUUGCCACGGUGUCCUCAGUGAGUGCCACAAUGUGGCUGGUCGCCCUGCUGACCUCGCCGCCCUCCAGAAGAGUGGCCAACCUGAGCUACAUCGCUUGGAUGCUGGGCUAUGGCUGCACCAUACUCGCUCUCUUUGUGCUGGUCCACAUCGUCUCCUCUGCCCUCGGCGUUUUGUGCAAUGGCCACAUCUACAUGCCCACCAUCCUCACCUCCAUCAACUACAACAGCCUGGCAUUCUUCCUGCUGGCAAACCUUCUCACCGGAGUCAUCAACAUGUCCGUUCCCACCUUGUAUGUUGCUCCGAUUGGAAGUUUGUUUGUUGUAAGCAUUUACAUGUUCCUCACCACGUUCACCAUUUACAAAUUAUACUUGAACAGGUGCAAGUUCAAGUUUUGGUGAGGUGUAUUGUAAAUCUGUAUUAUUUGCGAUAUGAAUUUAUUUGUGACAAAGCAUUUACGUGUUCAACACUAAUAUCAAACAUAGUUGUUAUCAAGAUACAGGAUCUCAAUAAAACAAGUGCCAAUUUUAUAUAUUAUUUUAA
Messenger RNA from Cloeon dipterum, 1590 nucleotides. RefSeq lists its product as uncharacterized. The transcript is spliced from 2 exons. Gene Ontology annotation, molecular function: glucosaminyl-phosphatidylinositol O-acyltransferase activity. The record is from RefSeq and is a predicted model, not a curated record. Gene Ontology annotation, biological process: protein localization to plasma membrane; GPI anchor biosynthetic process. Gene Ontology annotation, cellular component: endoplasmic reticulum; membrane. The coding region runs from base 111 to 1448 and encodes 445 amino acids. NCBI's taxonomy places the organism in Eukaryota, Metazoa, Arthropoda, Insecta, Ephemeroptera, Baetidae.